UUGUUACCAUUGGCAGGCGUUGAAGCAUUCAAGUUUACCCAGUAUCCCAUUUUCCUCCUGCCAGCAGGAAAACCAAAACAAAAAUACAAAAAAAGGAAAAAAACAUGGGAAAAAAGUUUUUGGCCCUACUAACUUUGUUGGUGUUUUUGGGGCACAAUGUGGAAGGACUUGGGGUGAACUGGGGUGAUAUCUCCUCCCACAAGUUGCCUCCUAAGGAUGUGGUAAAAAUGUUGCAAGAAAAUGGCAUUAAGAAGGUUAAACUUUUCAAUAACGAUGAGACCAUCUUGAAUGCCUUGGCAGGAACUGGCAUUGAGGUCAUGAUUGGCAUCUCCAAUCAACUCCUCAAGGAUUUGGUCAAUCCUGAUGUAGCCACGAAAUGGGUCAAAGAAAACGUCACUCGUUUCGAUCCAAAGUCUCCUAAAGGUGUUAAUAUCACGCUUAUAGGUGUUGGUAAUGAGCCAUUCUUAAGAGAUUACAAGGACACAUUGACAAAUGUAACAGGGCCAGCAUUGGAGAACAUCCAAAAUGCACUGAAUGACGCUGGACUUGGUGACACCACCAAGGCAACUGUACCUCUAAAUGCUGAUGUUUACUUGUCACCAAGCUGGAAUCCUGUCCCUUCUGCUGGCUUUUUCCGCGCUGACAUCGUUGAUCCACUCAACUACAUUCUUAAAGUCUUGGACAAGAACAAAGCUCCUUUCAUGGUCAACAUUUAUCCUUUCCUUAGUCUUUUCUAUGGAAAUGGUGCCUUCCCCUUCGACUAUGCCUUCUUUGAUGGUGUCACCAAUCCUCUCAAGGACAAAGAUGGCAUUGAGUACACCAAUUGCUUUGAUGCCAAUCUUGACACUUGUGCAGCUGCUCUUGCUGGAGCAGGAUAUCCCAACAUGACCAUUAUGGUAGGAGAAAUGGGAUGGCCUACAGAUGGAAACCCUUAUGCCAAUGUUACAUUGGCCGAAAAGUUUUACAAAGGAUUUGUAUCAUAUCUCGCAAAAGGUAAAGGCAGCCCCCGUCGCCCUGGCUACCUCGAGGCUUACGUCUUUGCCUUAUUUGAUGAGGACAGGAAGAGUACGCUCCCUGGAAACUUUGAGACACACUGGGGAAUCUACUACGAAGAUGGAACACCAAAAUUCCCUCUUGAUCUGUCUGGCAAGAACAAGACUAGUACUCUCGUCCCUGUGCCAAACGUGGAGAAACUCCCCAAGAAAUGGUGUGUGGUGAAGCCAGAUGUUAAAAACUUUACAAGCCUUAUGUCAUAUGCUUGUGACCGUGCAGAUUGUACACCUCUUACUAAUGGAUCAUCUUGCCAAAACCUUAGCGACGCUGACAAGGCAUCAUAUGCACUGAAUGCUUAUUUCCAAAACCAGGAACAGAAAGAUGGGAGCUGUGAUUUUGAAGGCAAGGCAACAGUGACCACAAAGGAUCCAUCUCAAGGGACUUGCAACUUCACCAUUGGCUUCAAGUCACGUACGCCUCUUGCUCCUUCUCCUUCACCUUUGCCUUCUUCCGAUCACUCAUCGUCUUCAGAUGCUAAGGCUCCUUCCUCAUCAUCUGCUUCUCCAAAAUUUUUGGCCUUUGCUUCUUCUAUGGGAGUCGUUUUUCUUCUUUCACUAUUUUUCAUGUAGAUGAAUCAUGCUUAGACGUUAUUUAAUAAUUUGUGAUUGCUCCUUCUGUUCCCCAUUAGGUUUCUUGUUUUGUGGAGAGUCGACAAUUGAAUGUAAUGUUUUACUUGAAAAUAAAAUGUAAAGAAGAUAUUAGUUGAACUA
This is a messenger RNA of Nicotiana tabacum (common tobacco), 1763 nucleotides long. Its product is annotated as glucan endo-1,3-beta-glucosidase 8-like. Gene Ontology annotation, biological process: carbohydrate metabolic process. The record is from RefSeq and is a predicted model, not a curated record. Gene Ontology annotation, molecular function: hydrolase activity, hydrolyzing O-glycosyl compounds. NCBI's taxonomy places the organism in Eukaryota, Viridiplantae, Streptophyta, Magnoliopsida, Solanales, Solanaceae.